Sporothrix schenckii 1099-18 is the source of this 1539-nucleotide messenger RNA. Its product is annotated as NUDIX family hydrolase. The coding region runs from base 1 to 1539 and encodes 512 amino acids. NCBI's taxonomy places the organism in Eukaryota, Fungi, Ascomycota, Sordariomycetes, Ophiostomatales, Ophiostomataceae. The record is from RefSeq and is a predicted model, not a curated record. The transcript has 2 exons. Gene Ontology annotation, molecular function: hydrolase activity, acting on acid anhydrides, in phosphorus-containing anhydrides. Gene Ontology annotation, cellular component: mitochondrion.
AUGCCGCCCGGUCCACGUCCAAUGCGGGCACCCUCUCGGCUUCCACUUCCCACUCCCUUUGCUAGUAGCCACCACCAUCAGCGACGACUCCUCUUUCACGUGCUGCAGCGGACAUCGAAUGCACUCCGGCCGUCUCAGGAGCUGCACCGACUCUUGCACCAACCAUUGCGGCCUCCCUUUUGCCAGCACAGAUCCUACACUCUUUCGACUCUGGCAGCCUCGGGUCAGACAUUUCGUCGUGUCGUCCAUGGUGUCGUCGCCUCAUCUCCCAACACCCUCACAUCCCUCCCUUGCUCUUUGAUGCCUACCUCGACCUCAGCUUCAGCCUCGCCGUUGGUCCGGCGCGCCUUGCAUGCAACAGCCUCACGCCGCGACAACUCCAACGCCGAUGCUAUGGCCGCGGACCACAAGAACAACAAGAAGGCCGGUGGCCCGCCCAAACCGCCCAGCAUCCCGGCCCCCAGUGCCAGCGUCGUCGUCAUCUCCCCCCAGAACGAGAUUCUGCUGUUGCACCGCCGACAGUCGGGCACAUUUUCGUCGGCCCACGUCUUCCCGGGUGGCAACCUCAGCCCCUUCCACGAGGGCAGCACGACCCCGGCCGUUGACAGGCCUGAGCGCCACGUGGAUGGGCCGGCGUACCGCAUGGCCGCCGUCCGCGAGACCUUUGAAGAGAGCGGCGUGCUGCUGGCGCGGGCGGCCGGCCAGGCGGCAGCGGCGCCCACCGAGAACCGCGCACUCCUUCAAGUCGAAGAGGCGGCAAGCAAGACGGCGCGCGUCGGCGUGGCCAACGACAAGGUCCGCUUCGAGGACUGGCUAGCAAGUGUUGGCGGGAUUGCUGACUGUGAAAACUUGAUACCCUUCACGCGUUGGUUGACGCCGCCCAACCUCAAACGCCGGUACACGACGCAAAUGUACCUGUAUUUCCUGCCCCUCGUCGACCAUACAAAGACGACGUCUGCGGCCGGUGCCGCCGCCGGUAUGGACAGCAACAGCAACAACAGCAACAAAAACGGCGGCGCGUCUGCCGACCAGACCGAGGUCACCGAGGCCACGUGGGCCAGCGCCGCGACCUGGAUCGGCCGGGCCCGCAACAACGACAUCAUCCUCUUCCCGCCCCAGCUCUACAUCCUGUCGCUGCUGGCACCCCUCCUCCAGGGCCCCGCCGCCUUGUCGGCCGGCAAUGCCGACGUGUCGCCCGCCGAACAUUACGCCGCCGAGCGGCGCAAGGUCGCCGCGUUCCUCCACGACGGCCCCGCGCCCGGCGAGGACAAGGCCACAUUUGUGCCCUGGGCCGACCGCGUCAUCAGCCCCCGCGUCGCUGGCAAACUGGCCGACGACGCCAGGGGGCGCUCGGUCAUGACCCUCGACUACCCGGGUCCGGAACUGAAGAACAGCGGCCGCGGCGGCGAUUCGUACCGGGUGGUUGUCGUCGGGAACUUGCCGCCCGGUCCUCCGCGCGAUCUGGAACUUGCGUUGCGGGCCGACGUUAUGCCGCAGGUGGUGGCCAAGCCCAAGAUCCAAGCGACGGGCAGGCUGUAG